CGUCGGUGGGAGCAGCGGUUGACAGCAGCGGGUCAGGCCGAACAUAAACAAAACAAAACGGACAAAAAGAGCGAAAACCACGCGGAGCUUUGCGCUGGUUUCUCAUCCGCGUCAUGUUUAAUGUUGUUCUGACGCGUCUCCACUUCCGUUAACGCAGCAACGCGAGGGCGCGCACCUGUGAAGCUAAAGAGGGUCACGGAGCUAACGUGUGCUAGCUUAGCAGGUUAGCUACCUGGAGCAGCCAUGUCGUCCCCCUCCUCCUCCAGGCGCCAGUGGUGUUACCUGUGCGACCUGCCCAAGAUGCCCUGGACCGUGGUGUGGGACUUCAGCGAGGUGGUGUGCCGCGGCUGCGUCAACUACGAGGGGGCGAACCAGAUCGAGUUCCUCAUCGCGAGCGCUCGGCAGCUGAAGCGCAGCCACGGGAUGCAGGACGGGAACGUCAGGUCACCGGGUCCCUCUCCCAAUAAGCACGGGUCUACCGGGAGAGGAGAGGCGGCGGGAGACGGAGUUAGGCCCCACACGGACCGCUUCGACCGGGGUGGAAGAGGAGAGAGCACCGGGGCGGCUGUUCGCGUGCCGCCCAACGGGCUGCACCGUGACGGGCAGCCGCCUCCUGAGUUGAACCGCCAGAGCCCCAGCGGCAGCCGGAGACCCAUGCUGGCCGCUGCCAUCCCUCCAAGUCUAGUAACGAGUAUCGCAGGGAUUCCCCACGGGCUGCUUGCGGGCAUGCCGACGGGUCUCACCGCCAGGACAGCCCCCAUGAGCAGCCCCAUGAUCUUCCCUGCCCCGGUGCUGGCCGAGAUGAGCCGCAGGCAGCUGAGCAUAGGGAUGGGGAUCGCCCCCUUUAUCACUCCGGAGCUGGAGCGGGAACUCAGCUCGUCCCAGAAUCAGCCCAAGAUACAGACCCAGAUCCACACUGUGGCUGGCAGCAGCAAAAGCACAGGCCUCCCCUCCUCGUCCUCCUCCAUGGCAGGAGGUGUGAGCCAGACAAGCCCCAAGCCUGCCUCGUCUCCAGCCAGGCAGCCGCGCCCCCUCACCUCCAGGUCUGGAGGGGAGCUCCUGGGGUCCAGCUCCUCAGCAGAGGCGGCCACCACAGCUGCUGCGUUACCCCACAGUGGUGCCUCUGAAUUGGGAUCAGCAUCCACCAGCAACACCCUUUCAACAGGAAACACCCUGUCCUGCACCUUGUGUCAUGAGAGGCUGGAAGACACACACUUUGUUCAGUGUCCAUCAGUGCCAGGCCACAGGUUCUGCUUCCCGUGCACCAGGGUGUACAUUCAGAGCCGGCGGGGAGAUGGAGAGGUGUACUGCCCAAGUGGAGAGCGCUGUCCAUUGGAUAACUCUCCCAACAGUCCCCCUUGGGCCUUCAUGCAGGGAGAGGUUUCCACCAUACUUGGCACUGGUGGAGCAGGACCUGCAGCAGCUCCUGCACCUGGAGCCGGGUCAGGGCCCGGACCUGCAGCUCCCGCGACGUCUGGGGGAGGGAGUGGAGGCCCCAGCGGAGGUGGAUCUGGGAAUGGAGACAUCGCUGUCAAGAAAGAGAGAGAGACGUGAUGGUGAUUUCCAUGGAAACCAAGACCCAACACAGCAACAGAGUCGUAUCACACACCAAAAGGAGAAGUCUGGACUGCUGAGAGAUCCAGUGGCAACACAACGACUCACAGCUCAGAAAAACUCCACUACACAGGUCUUAAUUCCACCUACUCACACCACCCACUUUAUCAGACUGAAGUUGCAAAGACUGCCUUCACAAAUUGUCAUUACUGCUUUUUAUCUUUGUAUUUUCUAAACAAAGGUCGACUUUGCCAACUUUAAAUGUAAAUUCAGCCAUUCUGAUACAAUGAGAACGUGAAAUCAAAUUUAAUGUAUCACAUAAAUUGUCCCAGUGCAUCCUUUACAUGCUGAGCUCACCCUCACCAACUCUGGAAUUGAAUCUCAUGUCAAAUCCUUAUUUCAGAAAACAGCUGAGAUCUUUAUCAAGACAGUAAAUGUGCCACUGAGUAUAUACAUUAAAAUGGCCACCCAUCAUAGUGUACGGUUGGGAUCCCAUGUUCUGUACCAAUCAACAACUGAACAGUGGCUACUUUUGUAGAGUGAACAGAAGCUGUGCCAGGUGAAACAGGUGACUGACUUCAACAGCUUCCAGCAAGAUUGUUUCACUUUUCUAGAAAAAAAGAAAAUCUUCAAGAUGCACUUUAAAAGCUAACAUCACCGGGACUACAACAGUGCUAAAUCAUUGUCAGAUUUUCACAACUACAGCACACAACUGAAAUUGUUUGUGUGAGACACUUUCACAUGUGGAAAUUAUUUGUUGGGUUUAAGUGAGGAGUGGCCUGGUUCAGACAUUAGAUUUUUUUGUUCUGUGACAUUUGCUGUCAUGCAUACAUGGGUAAUGUCUAGAAAAGUUCAGGGUUAUUGCAUGUGUCAAAGCAGCUCUUAGCUAGUGUUGGUUUUAAUUGCUCACAGUAGCUAGCAUAACUGCUUACUAUAGCUUAUUGGUGAUAUUUCCUGUUUCAUAUAACCUUUCCCAGACUCACAGAAAGUUGCCAUUGUCCAGUGUUAAUUGUUAAUGGUUCACUCAAUAUUGUGUAUGCAUGAGAAAGCACAAAAUCGUCACCAGUUAAAAAUGCAGUAGCCACGUUAGUUUUAUUUUCCUUGUUGAUGAACAAACUGAAAGUCUGGUGAUCAGAUCUCCGACUUUUGGCAGUAAAACAGUCGGAACAAGUCAGAAAUGAUCCGUCUCAGACAAAACGCCAUUUUUUUAAACAUUUGUGCUUAACUGACAUAAAAUGGACAGUAGCAGCUUAGACUGUUUUAUGACUGAAUCCAUGUCCUGGUGUACAAUCAUAUUUUCCAAAAAAUACUCCACUAAAAUACAUCCUGCACAUUCAACCGACUUGAGCUGUGGACAGUAAUGACAGUUUCUCUUUGUGCUUGUUUUUCGUCCACUUUAAGUCAAGCUGACUUUGACCCAUAGAGAGGAGAAUGUUUGCUGAGUAGAAACAAACGGUUUGUCUGUUGGAGCAUCGAGCAGUGACAGCAAGUCUCUAUGUUUGACUGUAUUUCAUUAAACGUUGCUUUCAUAUAAGAUCCAGCCCAGCCUACGCUUUACCCCGAAUGUAUAUGAAGAUAUCUAUUGAUAGACCUAGGGCUAUAUUUUUUACUAGAAUAUUAAAUGUUCUAUACUGUAUAGACCUAUAAUAGUAUGUAUGUGCAAUCCUUAGUCAUAGUAUAUGCAACUGUUUGGAAAAUUUGAUUAAAAACGACUGCGUAUCAUUUCUUAAACCUUUUGUUUUUUAAAGGGAGAACCCACCUAAAAUCUACCUGAAAGAUUUAAUACAAUUUUUUAAAGAGUUUUUUUCAAAAACGAAAACUUCUAUUGAAUUAAUAUUCAUAAGCUCAUUUUUAGUUUUAAUCAUAGACAGUUUGUUUAGUUUGCUUUUCAUUCAUACUCAAUAAUUACAGCUGUUUCAAUAACAUUUUUCCUUUUCCUGAUACCGAUUCUGAUACCUCGAAAUAUGAUGGACUGUAACAGCUGUAUGUUACUAACCCUUUGUGGGAGUUAUGAUUGCUAUCAUUGUUGUAUUGGCUUUGAAAACCAAAUACAUACAGAGACUGAACAACAUAGAAAUUCUCAUGUUAUCUUGUUUGACAGCCAGAACUGAAAAAGAAGUAAGAUGACUAAAUAUAGGAAUUACUUACGAUUACUUGCUUUAAAUAUCUGGUAAAAUGCACUUCCAGCGUGAAAAAUUUCCAAAUUGUUGACCUAUUAAUUCGCUGUGGCCAACGCUGCACCACUGGAAAUCACUCCUUCACAGCCCAAAAACUGUUCAGCAGUAACAGUACAUUGCAGCUGUUCUGGAGCGGUGAAGAAGGGAUAUCCGGGAAUAGGAAAUUGCUGUCUGGGUAUAAUACUUACCAUGAUACAAUGCAAUAUUGGAUUCGAUAAGAUUUAGAGAAUAAAGUCGUAAUUUUACAUGAAAAAAGUUCUAAUUUUAGGCCUCGUUUCAUUUUACAGGGGGAUAGCAGAAGAUCAUUCUGUUGCCUGUAUUAAAAUGAGGAAUGUUGAGCGUCUUGUUAGAUAAUACUUUAGUAUAGGUAUCACACAUGACAUGAUAUUUAAUCUUUAAUCUUGUACUUCAGAGACCUGGUAUCAGAUGGGUACAUAGAUUUGCAUGUUUUGAUGCUGGUAUUGGAAACAUCUCUAUCAAUAAUAUAAGUGACCACAGAUGUUCAUGCGUAAAUCUAAUCCUGUUGAUAACUCUGUAAAUUACAUACACAUUCAAAGAUUUCAUUUCCUAAAUUGAACAAUCCAACAGUUAAAUACCCACAGAUUAAAAUUGAUUUGUUUUUUGGUGGUUUCUCUCUUUAUGUUCCGUAUGUACUCGUCCGUACAGACGCACAAACAAACCAAAGGUCAUUUUAUGUCCAAACUGAUCUUUCUGGAUGUAAAUGUUUUAUGAAAAAAAUAUAUAUUGUUAUAUUUCUUGGCCAGGUCUUAACCGGUUUCCUUCAUCAAGCCUGUACAGUAAACAGGCUGACGCAGGUUGACUGUACAUUCGGGAUUUUACAUAUAAAAGUCUAUAGUAUUGAGCAGAUACCUAAGGCCUUCUAUACUGAUAGAAUAUCCCACUGUUCAGGUGUGUCGUUGAGAAAUGUCCUUUGAAGAAGUGGAGUUUAAGUUUAAUAUGCACUGAUACAUCAUGCAAUCCCUUGUAAAGUGCCUUUUUAAAAUGUUUACCGUCUGUGUGUGUGUGUGUGUGUGUGUCUGGGAACCUCAGGGGAAGUAGAGUGCAAUGGCUUUUUUAUUGUCUCGUCAAUGAUUAACCUGAAUCUGUUUCCCUUCAAUCGCCAUCAGACGGCUUUUGCUUUUAUCUGAAGCCUUUGUAAAAGUAUGAAGGCCAUUCAUUGUUUGGAUAUGGUCUCUCUGCCUCUCUCUCUCUCUCUCUCUCUUUCUGUUGAGUUUCUUUUCAUUUGUUAUUUUUAGAUCUGUUGGUUUUAUUGUAGCUUCAUGUACAAAAUAGAAACCAGGAAUAAAUGGGAUGGAAACUUG
This is a messenger RNA of Paralichthys olivaceus (Japanese flounder), 5053 nucleotides long. RefSeq names its product interferon regulatory factor 2 binding protein 1 (gene irf2bp1). Gene Ontology annotation, molecular function: transcription corepressor activity. Gene Ontology annotation, cellular component: nucleus. Gene Ontology annotation, biological process: regulation of transcription by RNA polymerase II. The record is from RefSeq and is a predicted model, not a curated record. NCBI's taxonomy places the organism in Eukaryota, Metazoa, Chordata, Actinopteri, Pleuronectiformes, Paralichthyidae.